This is a messenger RNA of Scophthalmus maximus (turbot), 5098 nucleotides long. RefSeq names its product CAS1 domain containing 1 (gene casd1). Gene Ontology annotation, molecular function: N-acetylneuraminate 9-O-acetyltransferase activity. The record is from RefSeq and is a predicted model, not a curated record. NCBI's taxonomy places the organism in Eukaryota, Metazoa, Chordata, Actinopteri, Pleuronectiformes, Scophthalmidae. The transcript is spliced from 18 exons. The coding region runs from base 169 to 2670 and encodes 833 amino acids. Gene Ontology annotation, cellular component: Golgi membrane.
CCCAGACUGGACGACUUAUCCGCAAAUAGUCAAAUCAUACUUUCAUCCACGUCCUUUUUAUUUUAUUUUUGUGUGCUUUUUGUUUCUUCACUUAGUGUUUCUGAAGACGCGUGAGUGCAACUCAAACGUGAGUCUUAAUGUGAUCUGCGCCGACUGCGAGCGGCGGUGAUGGAGGAGGAGGCGGCGGACGGAGCAGGUGGUGCACCGGGCGGAGCGCAGCCGCCGCCGCCGCCGCCGCCGCACCGCACAGCUGCUUGUUGUCAUGGAGGAGCAAAGAUGGCGGUCCUGGCCUAUAGCCUGGGCAAACGCGAAAUAAACCACCACUUCACCAUAAGAAACGCCAAACUGAUUGCGCUGGUGGUCGUCGCAUCGCUGCUCGUGUUCCACACGGCGUCGCGGUACCACGGAGGCGGAGACUCGUGUGAAUGGCUGCUGUCCAGAGGACGUUACUUGGGGGAGAACGUAUGGCAGCCUUAUGGGUGUAUGAUGCACAAAUACAAAAGCAUUGAAGCCAAAACAUGCCUCGCUGAAAAGCGGGUGGCCUUCGUUGGCGAUUCGCGAAUCCGGCAGCUGUUUUACUCCUUCAUCAAAAUUAUUGACCCCGAGCAGAGAGAAGAUGGAAACAAGCAUGAGGACAUUUCCUUUGAAGAAAAGAGUUCCUCUUUGAAUGUGGACUUCCUUUGGUAUCCAGAGGCGAAUAACUCCAUGAAGGAGCGCUUGAUAUCAUGGACACACGAAUCUUCUGCGAAGCCAGACGUUGUCAUCCUUGGAGCUGCCACGUGGUCCAUCAAGUUGCACAGCGGCAGCAGCGAGACCCUGCAGCAGUACAAAGUCAACCUUACGGCCAUUGCCGUGCAUCUUGAGAGGCUGGCUGAACGUGGAGAGGUGUACUGGGUGCUGCAAGACCCAGUCAAUGAGGAGGUGCUGAGCGAGAACAGGAAGAUGAUCACCAACCAAAAGCUGGAGCUUUACAAUGAAGCAGCGGCAGACGUGCUCAACAGCAGUAAGCGCAACGGCAGGUCCCGAGUCAAGCUGCUGGCUGCGUCCCGUCAGGCCGCGCUGGAAACUAUCGCCCAGUCAGACGACGGCUUGCACUUACCUGAGAGCACCAGGAAUGUGGGGGCCAUGGUGCUCAUGAACUCCGUGUGCAACAAGCUACUUAGGCCCAUUGACGGCUCUUGCUGCCAAACGUUACCACCCCCCAACCUCCUCCAGAAAAUGGCAGCAUGCUUCUUCCUGGGCUCGGCCCUGGUCUUCCUGGUCCUCCACGUCCUUGGCAACAACCGCCACCGCCGACCCGUACCCCCUGACGUGGAGAGCCUGGAGGAGAAGAAGCCGGCAACUGCAGCUGUCCCCUUUGGUCCAAAGGCGCCCUUCCAUGCGCUCUGCAGGAUGGGCGUCAUCAUGGGCUAUUUUUACCUUUGUGACCGAGCCGAUGUGUUCAUGAAAGAGCAGAAGUUCUACACGCACUCCACGUUCUUCAUUCCUCUCGUCUAUAUAUUUGUCCUGGGAGUCUUUUACAGUGAAAACAGCAAGGAGACCAAAUUACUCAACCGAGAGCAAACCGAUGAGUGGAAAGGCUGGAUGCAGCUCGUCAUCCUCAUCUAUCACAUAUCUGGUGCCAGUGCUUUCAUUCCAGUGUACAUGCAUGUGCGGGUGCUGGUAGCAGCGUACCUUUUUCAAACCGGCUAUGGACACUUCUCCUUUUUCUGGCUCAAGGGAGACUUUGGACUGUAUCGAGUGUGCCAGGUGCUUUUCCGUCUAAACUUCCUGGUCUUGGUGCUGUGUGUGGUAAUGGACAGGGCCUAUCAGUUCUAUUACUUCGUCCCAUUGGUCACCUUCUGGUUUGUCGUCAUCUACGCCAUGCUAGCCAUGUGGCCCCAGAUCCUUCAGAAGAAGGCCAACAGUAGUGGUAUAUGGCACCUUGGGGUCCUGGCGAAGUUACUGGGCCUCCUGAUGUUCAUAUGCUUCUUUGCCUUUUCACAGGGUUUCUUUGCGAGUAUCUUCUCCAUGUGGCCCAUCUCCAAUCUCUUUGAGCUGAACGGAAGCAUCAACGAAUGGUGGUUCAGAUGGAAACUGGACCGAUUUGCAGUGAUACACGGCAUGUUAUUCGCCUUCAUCUAUCUGGUGCUGCAGAAGCGCCAGGUGCUGUCAGAGAGCAAAGGAGAAGCUCUAUUCUCUGGCAGGAUCUCCAACCUGCUCCUCUUCCUCUCCAUCUUCUCCUUCAUAAUUUACUCAAUAUGGGCCAGCAGCUGCAAAACCAAAACGGAGUGCAAUGAGAUGCAUCCUUACAUCUCAGUGGUCCAGAUCCUGGCCUUCAUUCUUAUCAGGAACAUUCCUGGCUAUGCUCGCUCUAUUUAUAGCUCAUUCUUUGCAUGGUUUGGAAAGAUCUCCUUGGAGCUGUUCAUAUGCCAGUACCACAUCUGGCUGGCAGCAGACACCAAGGGAAUUUUGGUACUGAUUCCGGGAAACCCUUCUCUCAACAUCAUGGUCAGCACCUUCAUCUUUGUUUGUGUGGCUCAUGAGAUUUCCCUAAUCACCAACGACCUGGCCCAGGUAGUCAUCCCAAAAGACAGCGUGGCCCUGCUAAAGCGACUGGGGGCCGUGGGGCUCCUCAGUCUGGUUGUACUGCUGCUAACCAGGGGCAGCCAGUCCACUCCUGGCGACUGAUGGUACACGUCUUGAUGGACAGCGGUGGGGGCGGUAGGGGGCACUGCAGCUCGCUACUCCUCUGCUGAGUUUGAAGUGAAGUACAGACCCAAGCCAGGAGCAGGCCCCUAGGUUUGAGGCCACUGGUGGCCACAGGAGACAUUGUCAGCGGUGUUGAGCGGUAGCACGAGGAACACAGGAGAUCCGAGUCUCACCGCUGACCACGUUUGUGCAGAGUCUGUACUUUUUGACUGCUGUGAAAGUCGCACACUGAAGAAAAAAAAUGGCCAGAAAAGGGAGGGAUUGCUCCUUUUUAAGGGCCUAUUGCAAGAGAGUGAAAAAAAAGAACAAAAACGCUCAAAACGUUUACAUUAUCUGCAUUCACCAGAAGAGCAGAGGAGAAAUUUCCAGAUGUGGAGUUUUUCUUUUUUGGACAAAAAGAGGUCCUCUCAUUUCAAGACCCUCGAUCUUGCCGUGUGAAUUAUCUUUGCCGAGUUGCUUCUAUUUAGCCAAACACACAAAUGAGAACAAAUAACAAGUUAUUUUGUCCCAAACAGUACUUCCUGUCCUUAUAUCAAUCUGGAGGAGAUCAAUAGACACACUCCGUCCACAUGGCAGUAGCAGCUGAAGGUGUUUUUCACUCAGGUGGAUCCAUAAUCCACAUAUUCAGAUAUCAACACUUUUACAACACUUUUACAAUAAAAUAUUCAGUUGUGCUGCAUUCAAUUGUCAGCAAUACCUUGUACAUUAUUUUCUUGGAACUGUAAAUUAGUGUUAGAUAUCUAAAUAUGCACACAAAAAAUUAUGGACCAACGACUUGUUUGGGUGAUCAAAAAAACUGUCAAAAUAAAUUGGGAGUGCAAUUGUUAAAAUGUUGGAAAUCCCUCAACAUAUUUUUGCUCUUGUUUUUCGAGUAUUUAAAAAAAAAAGGUUUGCCUUUUUCUGAAAGGUACUGUGGUCACAUGCUAUAGCUCUGAAAUUAUGUGAUAUGUACAGUAUUUAAUGAUUUAAAUUAAGCUUAUAUUUUAUACAAUUUUUUUUUGCUUUGUUUUAUUCUUGCGCCCAUGACUGCUGUUUGUGACGGAAGUAUUUCAUGGAUCAUGUUGUACUGCCUCAGAUACACACUACAGGGGUUGAGCCUUUACAGCCCCUGCAUCUGUCCUAUAAGCAGCUGACUUCAUAGUCUGUGUAUAUUUGUAUGAUAGAGUGAGAUAUUUAUUUUAUACAGUCAGGCUUCAUCAGUGUUUUUUUUAGUCCUUUAUCCUUUUAGUCAUUGUAAACAUGCCUCGUAGCUCUGUCGGAAAAUGCCUGGUUGCACAUGUUCUUGUACAAUAGGGGCUACCAGCCGAAUACACACGCUCCCCUGUGCUGUCACAGCCAGUGAACUUCUUUCUCAGAAAAGUGAUUUGUUAAGACUGAAUGCCUUUGUAACAUGCAGCGUUUUCUCAGUGGCUAGUAUACACAGCAGCUCCAGAUGUACGCCGUCACAUCUGCGAUGUAGCCUGGGAUCACAAUCUUCCAUUUUUAUGCACUUUGCAUCAGGGCCACAAAAACAUUUAAAAAAAAAGAAACUACUUUUUAAUGCACUGACUGAGCUGAAAAGACAUUACUGUUGCUUAAAGAGAAAAAAAAAUUGUAUAUUUUGUCAGUUGACAAAUGGUUGACGUCUCCGCCGACUUCUCCUCACAGUUUUGAGAGAUUCGCACUUUUAUAGUGAGGCCUGCUUUUUUUCUUUCCUUCUCAUCUCUGAGGUGAAAUCUAAUGUGUGGUUGAGAUAAUUUGGCAUAUUGUAAGAUCUGAGCUGUAAUGCACAUGAAUUUUUAUUUAGUUGCAUAUUUGUAUCUACCAUGGUGUGGUAAAAGACUGCAGUGGCGGUCAUUUUAUACACUUUCAUGUAGCUUCCCCUUUUCAAGAGAAAUACGUGGGUCCAUGGAGAAUGAACAUUUUGUCUACAGACUCCAGCUCUCGAGGCGGCUCCUGUCGUCGGUCUGAUAAUGUACAGGUUGUGCUCUCAUACCGAGUUAAGCGUAAAGUCAAUUUGUAAUUUGUAUCACCUCCUUGUAUAGAUGAGAAUGGCAUUUUCAUGCUGCAAUUUCCUUUUUUUUUAAUGUGUAAAGUUUACUGAUCUGUUUUCUCAUCUAUAACUGAUCAAGACCUAUAUAUUUGGUAAUCGUUUCAGGCCUUAAUAGAUCUCUUUGGUCGUGUAAAAGCAACAACUAUUUAUACCCCCUGUGCAGGGCCUCUUUCAAAUGUUACAUGUAAAAAAAAUGGUGAUGUCUUCAAAAAAAAUGUGAAAUAUAUCCACAUUAUUUAUAAAUGCCUUUAUUCUGUUGUACGUUGAUAAUACCUUCAUGCGAUGUGCUGCUUUGGCUUCAAUGUCAUUGAGACAUUACUGUUGUCCUGUUCAUUAUUGGUUUUUACUUACAGUAAAAACAAUUUUUGAAAUAUU